ACUUAAAAUAUUAAUGCAAGCAUCUCAAAUAUCAGAUUGAUAAAACAAAUAAGAAGCAUAAUUUUAAAUAUUUUAAUUGCUUAAUCCUGAACUACACCAAACCUUUACUGUACCAAUUUUUAUCCUUGGGGAACAUCUAAAUCUAGUAAUAGCUAACUUUUAAUUUACAAUCAUCAAUUUAUGUUUUGUAAAAUAAAAGGAAAAGACUUCGAAAAUCUUACUCUUCUGCAACACUCUUUUAUUUAAUUUUGCAAUUCGGCACGAUUUUAGUUUAAUCGAUACCAUAAGCUCCACAUUAUUUUUUAAAUCGACCUGACUAAAUACAAAAACAAAACGUUUCAGUUUUUGGCAGUGGCACCGCUUAUGUCAAGUUUCUUCAGUCUAUGGCCGCUUAUUGAUUGGUCGACGAGGAGAUGUAAAAAAUGGCUGCCUUGCCUUCUCCUACUCAGGUGGCAGGGACCCACAGCGCUAUAUACGAAGCAUAUUAUCAUCAGGUGGAUCCCAAUGGCGCUGGCACAAUCCAGGCACUGGAUGCCGCUCGGUUCCUCAAAAAGUCCCGGCUCAGUGAUGUGGUGCUCAGUAAGAUAUGGGACCUCUCCGACCCCACCGGCAAGGGAUACCUUGAUAAAUCGGGACUGUUCGUGGCGCUGAAGCUGGUGGCGCUGGCGCAGGCCGGCAAGGACAUCAACAUGAGCAACAUACACUCGGAGGCGCCGCCGCCUAAAGUCGGCGAGCUGCCGAAAGUGCCCCCAGUGAGCGCGACUCCGCCGGCGCGGCCCGCGGCGCCGUCGCCCGCGCCCGUCAUGCCCCUCAGCGACUGGAGCAUGAAGCCUGCCGAGCGCGACAAGUACAGCCAGCUCUUCGACUCGCUGCAGCCCAACAAUGGACUCAUCGCGGGGAACAAGGUGAAAGGCAUGCUUAUGGAAUCAAAGCUGCCUAUAGACACGCUUGGUAAAAUCUGGGACCUCGCCGAUCAGGACAAAGACGGCAUGCUCGACAGACACGAGUUCAUGGUGGCGAUGCAUCUGGUGUACAAGGCGUUGGAAAAGCACGCUGUGCCCACGACGCUGCCGCCCGAGUUACGUAUGGUGGGCGGGCGGCCGGCGCGCCCCCCCUCGCGGCCGCCCUCACGCCCCCCCUCCCGGCCGCCCUCGCGCCCCGCCUCCCCCGGCGGGCGCCCCCCGCGCCCCGUGCCCCCGCACCAGCAGCACCCGCCCCCGCAGUCCAACGCCGCGCUGCUCGAGGGCCUGCUCGACCUCUCUAGUCCACCCACACAAACGGCGCCUCCGAUGCCUCCCAUGAUCCCGCCAGUCCCUGCCAGCCUCAACUCCUCGGUGAUGAACAGUAUCUCGUCGUCCAGCACGACGUGGGUGGUGACGGACGCAGAGAAGGCGCUGUUCGACACGCAGUUCGCGGCGGCCGACACGGACCGCGACGGCUUCGUGUCCGGCCACGAGAUCAAGCAUGUGUUCUUAGACUCGGGCCUGCCGCAGCAGACGCUGGCGCACAUAUGGGCGCUGUGCGACACGGAGGGCGUGGGCAAGCUGUCGUGCGGGCAGUUCGCGCUGGCCAUGUGGCUGGUGCAGCGCGCGCUGCGGGGCGUGCCGCCGCCGCCCGCCCUCACGCCCGACAUGGUGCCGCCGCCCGCCGCUCAAAAGACGGAGCCGCUGAUGUCGCUGGGCCCGCAGCCGACGCCGGAGAUGGAGGCGAUAGCGCGCGAGGUGGACGCGUUGGCGCGCGAGCGACUGGCGCUGGAGGCCGAGCUGGCGGCCAAGCAGCGGGACCUCACCGUCAAGACCGGGGAGGCGGAUAGCUUGCAGAGCGAACUAGAUACCCUCACAGCAACAUUAAAACAGUUAGAAAACCAAAAAGGAGAAGCACAAAAAAGAUUGAAUGAUCUCAAGACACAGGUGGAGAAGCUCCGGUCGCAGGUGUCGGCGCAGGAGGCGGCGGCGGCCGAGACGGAGGCCGAGGUGGCGGCGCGCCGGGCGGCCGCGCACACGCUGCGGGAGAAGGAGCGCGCGCUGCAGGCCGACGUGGCCGAGGCCGACGCCGAGGCCGAGGCCAUCACCGCGCAGCUCAGCCGCACCGUGCUCGCCGUCAGCCAGGCGAACAUAAAGAUCGCGUACCUGGAGGAGCAGCACCGCCUGAUCUCGGAGGCGGCGGAGGCGCUGGCGGGCGCGGGCGCGGGCGCGGGGGCGGGCGCGGCGGCCGCGCUGCAGCUGGCGCCGGGCUUCUCGGCCGCGCAUCUGGAGCGCCUGGUGCGCGGCGCCACGCCCAACGACGCGCUCGAAGACGAGCCUUUCGCGAAAAGCAACGGCUUCGCCUCGAGCACCGGCUUCGACGCGGACCCCUUCGCGGAGCGUAAUGCUGACCCCUUCGCACCGCAGUCUGGACAGGUGAAGACGAUGCAGGACGGUUUCGGUACGUCGGAUCCGUUCGCGUCGAACGCGGACCCAUUCGCCGGCGAUGCUUUCGCCGCACAAGACAAUAAGCCUAUUGAAGAUGACCCGUUCGCGGUGCUGCACGCGCCGGCGCUGCCGCCCAAGCAGCACAAGACGCCGCCGCCGCGCCCCGCGCCGCCGCGCCCCACGCCGCUCAAGACCGACCGCCAGGCGGCCAUGGACUUCGCCGACGACCCCUUCAAGGACUACCGAUACGAGGAUCCCUUCAACAUCGAGGACCCCUUCGCCGACGUCACCGACAGCAAGCGCAACGACCCGUUCGGCCGGCCGACCUCCGUGGCCGGCUUCGAGACCGACGACUUCUUCUCGGCCAGCGCCGACCUCAACGGCGGCUUCGCGCCCCCCGACAAGCGCAGCGGCCGCGUGUCCGCCCCGCCCGUCGCCUACGACCCCUUCGCGGGCCGCGCGCAGCCCAAGCUGGCCGCGGCCGCCAGCACCGGCAACGUGGCGGCCGCGGGGGGCUGGGCCGCCUGGCCCAACGACAACUGGGCCGCCGACGACGCCUGGCCCAGCGCGCCCAACAUCCGCGCCAGCGACGCUUGGCCCGACGACGCCGCGCACAACAACACCACCACCGCCACCAGCGACUGGAAGACCGACAACUGGGCCACCAAGUCCGACAACUGGGCCGCCGACUGGGGCCCCACCGACUCCAACAAGAACCUCAACGAGACGUGGCCCUCCAACACGCUGCCGGCCAAGAAGGAGAAGUCCCCGCGGCGCGUGGCCUACGCGCGCUCGCUCGUGCACACGAUAGGCGGCAUCGGCCGCACCAAGCAGAAGGACAAGAAGGGCAAGGCCGCCGCCGCGGAGUCCGCAGCUACGGGCACGCUGCCCACGGAGGAGCAGCAGUGGGCGUGGGCGGCGGCCGAGUCGCGGCGGCUGCAGGCCGAGGCGGACGCGCGGCGGCGCCAGGAGGACGCCGAGCUGCAGCUGGCGCUGGCCCUCUCGCGCCAGGACAAGUGACCGCGCCCGCUCCCGGCACCCUAUUUAUUGCAUUUGUAAUUCGUCCAUGUUUGUUUUUCGAUAUUUUUACGCGAGAGAUUGAGGGCGAGUGUUAAAUUAGAAGAGUAAUUUAUAAAUAAAUAAUUAUACAUAAUUAUGUUGUUAAUAGCUAAAGUUCAACGCUAGCGGAUGGCAGGUCACGUGACGUCACUGUAUUGCGCGCGAGAUCUGAACACUCACUCUAAUGAUAAAUAGAACUAUGUUCAGAACGGCGAAGAAAAUCGUACAGUGAUGUCGUACAAUCACAAGUGCGGCAUCAAUUUGAAGUCGUACAUAUUGAAGGUUAGCUUUAACCAUGCAUAUUGUGAUGAAGUUAUGGUUACAUAUGCUUCAGGCAAUGAUUUAGAACUAUAUUUAACCACAGCUUGGCACAUCACAAACUGAACGCGAUCGCCAUCUAUCAUGUAAGGAAACUUAAGGUAUAUGUAUAUAAAUUUGAUAUUUCACUCGUUAUGUUUAGUUAAAUUGUUCAGCAUUCCAAAUUGAGGCAUGUAGCCGUACGAGCUAGUGGUAUGUAAUAUAAAUUGCAUAUCAGACUCAUGUGAAUCAUAAUCGGGUUGCCCCUUUACUAGGGCCCAUCGUAUAGGUGUUUGUUUAUCAAGUACUUACAAAUAGUGUCAAUGUAUAAUAGAAAAACAAGUUUUAAAUACCCGUGAUCAGUACAUAUUAAAAAUAUUGAGAUUAAAGCAUAGUCAGUUAAUGUACAGUUUUUCUUUAAAUAUACAAAAACUAACUGGCCGUCAUCUUGUAACUAAUAACGAAACUGCAAUAACGUCGACCGCGGGGCCUCGUGUAUAUGUAACUGCAGUUUGAUAAUAGAAUGAAUGUCAUAAAGUCAAAGCAAAUACGGUUCACUUUCCAAUGGCAAACUAACGUCAUAAUUUGAUGAUUGAUGCGUAAGUGAUCAAUAAAAAGAUUGGUAGUUACGUGACUUUAAAAUAUCGACGUCAAGCUCAAAAAUACACUUGCUAAUGCUGAAAUACUCUCGCUAGCCUCGUCGCGUCUGGACCCUAAUGUAUAUUAAUUUAUUUCAAAUGUUUAUAAUACAAUAAUAGUCGGGCAACCUCGAUUACUAAAUAAAUAUGGUCUAUUACAUAAUAUUCCGCUUAGGCGAAGGGGUUUUAGAUAGAAAAUGCAACAUUAUCCUAAUUUUAUUGAUUUGAUCGCUGACUGCAAAUCAACUUAAUUAUAAAAAGUAUACAAAUUGUUUCGCUAGUCAAUUUGAUUAUUGCAUGUUGAGGGCUCGAUCAAAGCGGUGUCUGGUCGUGGAUGGUAUGCGCAGUCGUCUUGUGGACGCGGUUAUUGUGGCUCAAGUAAGACAAGUGCAGCUCAAGGUUACUUACAAGUACACAUGAUCAUAUCACGAAGUUAGGCUUAGCAACUUAGAAAUGAUGGUAGUUAUAUAUAUAUAUUUAUGCACUGGUGUGUAAUGGCAUAACAUUUAACCGUAAUAACCGAUUCACUUGACGACAGUUAUAAUUAUAAAUUAAUUAAUGUUAAAGUGUAAUAUAUUGUUGUCUGCAAUCGAGGCCUAAUGACUUCCUCACUACAUUGUAUAGUCUAGUUGUAAUGUUGGCAUCACUGGCGUUGUCGGGAUACUAACGACAUACGUAUAACAGUGUUACAGUCCCGACAUGAACACUGACGCCCAAACUUAUCAGUUAAAUGUACAAUGGCUACCAAAUAAACUACUCUUUGAACAAUAAAUGUUGUUGAAACGAGUAAUUAUUUGUCGCGUCUUUAUUGCUAUUUAUCAAUUUAGAUGGUUCAGUAUAAUCCCGUGUUAGAUCGAGGCCACAGUGUAGUGGUCUCCGUCACUUUGUAAAGUAACCAUUAAUGUUCCCAGCGUAAAAUAGUAACGUGCCACCCGAACUGGUUCUUAUUGAUAUAAAGGUCUGAUAUUUAUUUCUAUUAAGGCUUCGAUCUUUUUAGAGCCGAACAGCCAAAGAUAAGAAAGCUAUUGUUUUUGCUUGUUAUCUUUAUCUUGAAUUACUAACGCUAAAGGCUCAUCAUCAAAUACAAUAUUAAACUGUAAAAUAAUACAAAAAAAUGCUUCGAUGUUAAUACUGAUUAAAUGUAAGUUACGAUACGACGAUGUAGGUGUAGCAAUGGUUGCAUACUGAAGAGAUGGUAAUGUCAUCAAUACAUCUUUAUAUUAACAUUCAUCUUUAUAAGGUCCACUCUGGCCUGGCAUCUGGACAGCUGCAAGGUGGCCGUUCAAGUCCUUGUAACACCGUCUCCAGUGUGGGACCGCUGCUAACACCUGCCUACCCACUGGUACUUGUAUAUUAAUCGCCGCAUAUUUUUUAUUCGGCGCUAUUAUUGUUUAUUUUGUAUGUUGUAUAAAUAGUUAUAAUGUCGUAUGUGAUAUGUGUGACAUUGAUUAAUUUUCUCUUUAAACUUUUGUAUUUUUUUUAAUACUGUAUACCUUUUUUAUUGUUUUAUGUAUUUAUUGUUCCUUUUUUAUUUGCGGAUAUUUUGACUUUGGAUCAAAUCUGUGGACUGACUUCGUCGGCAAGUGUGAUCUAUGGAUCAGUAGAGAUUUGAUCUGAAGUUUGAAUAUCCAAACUUUUACGUAGGUAUAACAUGGUAUCAUAGUAUUAACGUGCAAUACUUUACUGUCUAAACGAAGGUAAAUUGUCAAUGUUGCAGAUACAUUACUUGUUUUGUAUAAAAUGUGUGUGAGUUGUAUGAAAAUAUUCCAGUGUGCGAGUAUGUAUGGCAAAGUACAACAAGGUUUGUGCAAUGAGUUACUGAUUAUUUGUUAAUAUUAUGUUCAAUAGUUAUUAAAUUGUUUUAGCGACAUUUUUGGUAUACUGACGCAACUGUCAUAUAGAGGACCAUCUUUUUUUUCAUUUUUGGUUAUUCGAAAUGUUAAUUGUAGGAUUUUGAAUAUUGUAAAAAAGGUCAUUGUUACUAGUUAUAUUGUAUCAGCUAUGUUAGUAUACUGAGGUGUCUGUAAUACGCUGUUCGCGGGUUAUGUUCGUUCGCCGUUUUAAAUCCUAAUCAUGAAUGCAUUGUUUCCUUCGGACGAUAUACUAAAGACAUGCUUUAUCUCGGAGUAACAUCGCUGUAAGGUUUGGCGCUGUGUGUGGAAUAACAGCUCUAACAGUUUGGAAACUCGUGUAGUUAGGCUUGCAAUCGAAGCCUUUUGUUAUACUUAAUGAAUGUCGCAACAUACUCAAAGUACUAAUCAAUAAUCAUGAGACUUUCUACCCUAUUCGUAAGUGUCGUAAAGAUAUAUUUCGUUUGAUACUCAUCUGUUUGGUACGCUUAUUGUGAAUGAUAUCAACCAGUUUGGUUACUGUUCCCGUCCCCCUCUUUUGCUAUUUCUUAUUUAUAUCUGAUAUCCUUGUCCUCGCUUCAGUUGUUGUAUCGGUAUACAAGAUCAACACAUAGUCUCUUCGGUAGUGCCUUUCUCUAACUGUAUUAAUCGUUGCUAAUUUGUACAACAUCUUGUACUUCGAACAUGAAAGGGGUCAUCUGCGAUUAUCAUAAAAGGAUCUUCCGAUAAAUUAUAUAAAAAAGUAAUUAUGCUUCGUAAAACAACGCCGCGACGAAUUCGGAACUCGGUCGUGGUGUUACCAAAAAAAAAGUUUCUACCAAAAUGGUAGUCGAUUACUUAGCUUGUAUUACCAAUGAAUUAGCUGUGUAGUAGCAAGUUGUUUGCUUGUGUGCGCACGGGCCCAGCGCAGCCUCCCAUACAAUAACUACUUUAGUACACAACGCUUGCCGAGACAUUUGUAAAAAAGUAAAAAAAAAGCUGUACCGCGUAUGAACACUUAUGACUUCUGCAUCGUGUAUAAGUAAAAAUGUCUCCGCAAGCAGCGGUUAGUCAAUAGGUUAUAAAUUAAUGAUGUAAUUGUAAAGUAAACGUGUAACUAUUAAAUACCGAUGCGUUUAUGGGUAUUAUCCUAAUGUUGUUAUCUCUUUCUUAGGCGCUGUUGUUUGUGGCUCGGCGGGCCGCGCGGACCUCGCGCCUUCACUAGCGACUGUAGAUACCUCGACAUAUGCAUGCCAUUUGUGUAGUGUAAAUCUAUGAAAAUAUUUAAAGCUGACGAUGAUUUUAUCAAAUUUCUAUUACGUUGUUGAUAUUGAAGAUAUAUAUAUUUUCUCGUAGUCAAUUACUUUUUCUAAUAUAUUUUUGUACGUUCAUGUUAUAGCGUCCGCGCGGUCCGGCCGACCCUUGUCUGUUAUCAAGUAUACAUUAUAAUGUAUGUACCUUUCCGUGAUAGCCGAAUAAAACUAAACUUUAAAUUUCAUCGUUGACGUGUAUAUGUGUAUUUAAAGCUAAAUUAAAAUAAAGGAAGUAAAUUUGAUAAAUACAGGUUAAUGUAAGCUUAAGGCGGUAGUGACGGUGCGCGGGACCACUCGCCCUGUCUCCAGCUCCAAGUGACGUGUACAGUGACCGGCGCCAACAGUCUGCGCUCACCGCAACUGCUCAGUAUUAGGAGGGACCGCGCGCCUUAGCUUGUUAGUAUAGACAAAUAUAUAAUCGUUCACGUUAUAGGAAGGUUAUAGAGACCAGGAUUGUCGCGCGACAGUAUGCUGUUGGCUCGAUAGCGGAGCGUAGCGUAGGCGGAGGACUGUUGAGUAGGAACCCUGAACAAGUAGACGACAUCCCGAACGUUGAAUUUAAAUCUCCCAUCGUUGUUGUAACUAUUGUAACUAAUAUUAUCGCGUAUGAAGAUGUAAUGUUUCGUUAAGUCGGUGUACGCUCUCGUUUUAUAUGAUUAGCGACUUACUCACAGCUUUUGUAUGUGCAACGAAUAUGUAAGAUGUUUUCUAUUCAUGUUUCUCGCUGUUUCUGUGAAACAGUACGACUCUGACGGUUGCGCGGCGGCUCGCGGCUGCGCCCACCUCCGCGCUAUACUCUUGUUAUCUGUUACAAAUUAUUUAUACUAUAAUCUUUAUGAAAGUUAUUUUUGUGUUAAUGUUUUCUCAUCGCUCGUCGAUAAAUUCAUAUCUUUAAGAACAAUGUGAAGUUGUUGUUCCUUAUCGGUUUCCUGUUCUUACUUAUUGUGUAGCAACCCAGAUACUCGUUUGCGAAGCAACGUUAAACAAUCUAUUAUUAUAGUACAAUAUCUCAUAUCACGUUUGCUUUACUAGGGGAAGUAUAAAUGAUUGUUCUGACGGUACAAUAACUAUCUAAUAAUAAUCAAAUUCUUGUGAUUUAGCGUCGUAUUUAUAUAUAUGUAUAUGGGGUCUUGCCCGCGACUGUCACAGCGAUCACUCCGUAGCAUGGGUGCUGAUUGCUCUAACUCCGGUGACAAGACCACGACAUGUUCGUAUCUCGCGCAACUCGGCGGUUUAUGCUAUUAAAAACGAAAUGGCAUUUUUACAUGUAGGGUAGCAGUAAACACGUAGGGACACAAGUGCCCGUCAUGUGUAUCCAUCGCCUCGUAUCUCUGGGCCUCUACGUCGAGCGAGUAGCCCAUGUCGUCACUCUGUCGAGCCACAUAUCGCCUGCAAGCCUGCAUGCGGCGCGGCUCAGCUUUUAGUUCGCGCUAUUGUAAAACGACUGCAUUUUUUACCAGAACACAAUUUUGUUUUUAUACUCGAAACUGAUUUCGUACUAUACAACAAUAAGCUUAUAAAAUAAUAUCAAUAUAUAUAAUUGUUUAAUGCACAUUGUUCUAGUAAAAUGCAAGAAUAGAAAAUUCUACUAAAUAAGUAACCUAUAUUGAUUAUAUAAAAUUAAAUAAAUGUUUAUAUAAAGUAAAAGUUGUGUACGUUUGUAACAAUUUAGCGUGUACGACCAAAUUAUUGAUUCAUUGUCAGUCACGGCGGUUGCGACGUCGUGUCGACGGUACUAGCACCAACAACACGACCUAAUGCUCAUUUGUAUCAUUUCUUGGCUGUGUUUUGUUGCGACAUUAUUAUUUUCCUGCAGCGCAGUGGAAGUUUUUGAAUGAUUAUACUGGCAACACUGGCCGCUUUUCAACUCGCCACAAACUUAGUAUUCAAGUUCUUGUAGAAAAAUAAUAAUUUAUUAUAGAUUUAAUGAAACAUUUGUAAUAGAUUUGUUGCGGAUUUGAAAGUGGCCAGCUGUGAGCCCUUAUUAUAAUUGUGUAUUUGUUGUACUCGUAUCGUGUGUAUGAGAAGCAGUUGGUUUCAGUAUCAGGUCGUGCAUUCGUCAUUACCCGCUGACAUGUAUUCACUGUAUGGAACUAUGAUAUUAUAUUAAUAUGAAAACAAACAAUUCCUGAGAUAAUAAAAGAGGAAAAUAUUA
Molecule: messenger RNA, 9702 nt
Organism: Trichoplusia ni (cabbage looper)
Lineage: Eukaryota; Metazoa; Arthropoda; Insecta; Lepidoptera; Noctuidae
Gene: Eps-15
Product: epidermal growth factor receptor substrate 15-like 1
Exons: 17
Coding region: 423-3431 (1002 amino acids)
Biological process (GO): endocytosis; endosomal transport
Cellular component (GO): cytoplasm; clathrin coat of coated pit; plasma membrane
Molecular function (GO): cadherin binding; calcium ion binding
Source: RefSeq, a predicted model, not a curated record